This is a messenger RNA of Eupeodes corollae, 881 nucleotides long. RefSeq names its product THO complex subunit 7 homolog. Gene Ontology annotation, biological process: mRNA export from nucleus; mRNA processing. Bases 148 to 819 code for a protein of 223 amino acids. The record is from RefSeq and is a predicted model, not a curated record. Gene Ontology annotation, cellular component: THO complex part of transcription export complex. The transcript has 3 exons. NCBI's taxonomy places the organism in Eukaryota, Metazoa, Arthropoda, Insecta, Diptera, Syrphidae.
UGGUUAACAAAAUAUAUAAUUAUUCUUGGCAUCACUGUUGUUAUUUUCGUAUUUGACAUUUCUCUUGCGUGUUUCUUGUUUGUUUAUAAAUCCAAAAAAACUUUCGCCAAAUUUUAUAAUUUAUUUAUUAAAUUCUUAUCUUUAAUUAUGUCUGAUGAGGAUGUUAUAAAACGCCGACUGCUUAUCGAUGGCGAUGGUACUGGUGACGACCGGAGGCUGAACAUCCUCUUAAAAACCUUCAUAAAAUGGUGUAACACAACGGAUAGUCAAGAAAAUCAAAUCUUCUACGACCGUCUGAUGGCACAAUUGGCACAAUGCAGCUUUGUUGCAUCCAAAUCAGAACACACUCUCAAAAUGAUCAACGAAGAACUCAAGAACUACGAAUCCCUUUCGAAUAAUAUUGAAAGUGGUAUCGAAAUUGCCAAAGAAGACAUUGAAACUUGUAAAUUGAAUUUAAUGUAUGCCCGAAAGGUUCGCAAGAACCGCGAAGAAUAUGAUUCUUUGGCAAGAGUUAUAAACAAUGAACCAGAUCGUGCUAAUAGUGAAAAAGAACUCGAAGCUCUGCGUGGAGAAUUGGCUUCGCUGCAGAAUAAAUCGAAGAAACUAGAUCGAAAACUUGUAACUCGUCAGAAUAAAUUCAAAGUUCUUAUGCAGUCAAUUCGAGAAAUGGAACUGUCUACACUUGAAAGCAGCACUGUCAAACCAACAGAAGAUGCCAUUAGUAAAGAUGUGGUUGAAGUUAUGGAAGUUAUAGAUGAGGAUAUAGAUCUCGAUGAUAUUAUUGAAUACCAAGCGGUUAGUCCUCAACUUUUGGAAUAAUCGAAUUGUAUUUUUGUUUUUUAUUGAGUAUGUAAAUAAAUUCGAUAUUUUUUUAAAAUUAA